Entelurus aequoreus (snake pipefish) is the source of this 4272-nucleotide messenger RNA. RefSeq names its product golgi associated, gamma adaptin ear containing, ARF binding protein 3b (gene gga3b). NCBI's taxonomy places the organism in Eukaryota, Metazoa, Chordata, Actinopteri, Syngnathiformes, Syngnathidae. Gene Ontology annotation, cellular component: trans-Golgi network. The coding region runs from base 12 to 2048 and encodes 678 amino acids. Gene Ontology annotation, biological process: intracellular protein transport; vesicle-mediated transport. The record is from RefSeq and is a predicted model, not a curated record. The transcript is spliced from 17 exons. Gene Ontology annotation, molecular function: phosphatidylinositol binding; small GTPase binding; ubiquitin binding.
AUUCGAUUGCUAUGGCGUACCAGGAAGGGGAGACGCUUGAAUCCUGGCUCAAUAAAGCCACCCAUCCAUCAAACAGACAAGAGGACUGGGAGUACAUCAUAGGCUUCUGUGACCAAAUCAACAAGGAGCUUGAAGGCCCUCAGAUUGCAAUACCACUGCUUGUCCAUAAAAUCCACUCACCGCAGGAAUGGGAGGCUCUCCAGGCUCUUACAGUGAUGGAGGCGUGCAUGAAGAACUGCGGGCGGAGGUUUCACAACGAAGUCGGGAAAUACAGAUUUCUAAAUGAACUGAUAAAAGUCGUAUCUCCAAAGUACAUGGGCGACAGUGCGCCUGAGAAGGUGAAGACAAAGAUCGUAGAGAUGCUAUACAGCUGGACUGUUGCUUUCCCUAAUGAGCCCAAGAUCAACGAAGCCUACCAGACCCUGAGAAAACAAGGGCUGGUGACAUGUGACCCGGAGUUACCUCUGGACCGGACGUUGAUGCCCUCUCCUCCCACACGGCCCAAGCACCCAGUAUUUGACAACGAGGACAUGGGGAAGCUCCUGGCUGAGCUUCUUCGCAGCAAAAAUCCAGAAGACCUCCAGGAGGCCAACAGGCUGAUUAAAAACAUGGUGAAAGAGGAUGAGGUCCGGGUGCAGAAGUUCACAAAGCGUGUGAGCACACUGGAGGAGGUGAACAUCAACGUCAAGCUGCUCUCCGAGAUGCUCUCCCAUUACCAUAAAGACCGCUCGUCUGAGUCCGACAAGGAGAUUAUUAAGGAACUAUACGAGCGCUGUGACAAGUUGAGGCGGGCCGCUUUUAAAAUGGCCACCGAGGCCGAGGACAAUGACACCAGCUUAGGUGACAUCCUGCAGGCGAGCGACGACCUCUCCAGGGUCAUCAACUCCUACAAGAGGGUCGUGGAGGGGCUGCCCGUCAACGGCGACAGCGAGGAGGCACGCGGCAGCCACGCCCAGAGCGAGACCACCGACACCCUGAUCGACCUGGCGGAUCCAGACACUCCCAGCCCUCCCCGGCCCGCCGCCCCUCCUCCCCCGAUGAGCGCCAUUCCCCUCGCCGACCAUCUGUCGGAUCCCUCCUUCCCCGCCCUGCCGCCUCCCCCCAAGCAAAGCUCGCUGGGGGGCAGCCCGAGUCACCCGCCGCUGGAGACCACCUCCUCCAAGGCGCUCUUGCUUCUUGAUAACGAGCUGCUGUCUCUGGGACUCAGUGACGGGCCUCCCUCCUCUCUGAGCAGCCAUUCUAAACCCAAGCUCGGCGAAGCGUCUCAUCAGUGGAGCUCAUUGCAGGCCCCAGCGUUCGGGGGUGCAGCCUUGCCUGUGGCGGAAUCAGCCGCCACAUCACUCCAGGACUUCCAAGACCUGGCCAUGAUGGGCUUCGCAGACCACAAGAGUUUUUCCAGUCCGAUGAUGAUGAGCAACAGUUAUGGGAUGUCGGCAGUAGCUCCUCCUCCUAUGGCCGCACAGAGCUCCGCCUCCUCCACCUCGCUCCUCCAGGGCGUGAUGCCUGCUUCUCCCGCACUGACCCACACCAUGGCCUCCGCCCCGGGCAGCCCGCUCUUCCGCUCCCUUUCCCCGUCGCUCCUGAUGGGGAGCCCGGCCAGAGCCGCAGAAAUCUCCCUGAGCAGCGUGCACGUCCCCCUGGAGGCCAUCAGACCCAGUCAAGUGUCGCCAGUCACCGCCUACGAUAAAGACGGCGUGCGGGUUCUGCUCAACUUUGCGUCGGACUCUCCCCCCGGCAGACCCGACGUCUUGGUGAUGGUGGUGUCCAUGCUCAACACAGCGCCCCUCGCUGUUCAUGGUGUAGUACUGCAAGCCGCCGUUCCCAAGUCAAUGAAGGUGAAGCUGCAGCCUCCAUCAGGAACAGAACUGGCCCCGUUUAACCCCAUCCUGCCCCCGGCCUCCAUCACACAGAUCAUGCUAUUGGCCAAUCCAACAAAGGAGAAGGUGCGCCUGCGCUACAAGCUGGCUUUCACGCUGGGAGAUCGACCGUGUAACGAGGUCGGGGAGGUGGACCAGUUCCCCCCAGCGGAGGCGUGGGGUCACCUAUAGCGGCCAACCAGGACACUCCCAAUUCCAGUCCCAUCCAAGUGAGUUAGACCAAUCAUCCCAUAUAUAAAGAAUAUGGAGAUGUUGUAUUCAUGCGGUUAUAAAAACAGUUUUGUCUUAUCGUUAUAUUAUUGAAGGUUAUUCAAAUAUUUGUAACUAUUUAUAGAGAGCUUAUAUGCUUUUGUAAGUAGCCAACAAAAUAAACACUGGAAAUGAGAACAUGUACUGAGUCAGCAUAACAGAUGUAGACUGUCAUGGAGAAUGCAUUUGAUUUUUUAUUCAUCUAAAAGGGGUGUCAAAGUCAUUUUAGCUCAGGGGCCGCAUGGAGGAACAUCAAAUCAUGGCAUUAAAACUACAAAAUAAAGACAACUUCAGAUUGUUCUCUUUGUCUUUGGCCAAAAAUAGAACAAACACAUUCUGAAAAUAUUACAAUAAAAAUAUAGACAAAACUACCGGCAGUGGUAAAGUUUAGAUCCAUGAAGGGAAGAAGAAAUUGAAUGAAUGUUUAUAACUGAAUACAUUUACGUAUGCAUACAUUUCUAUUUUUUUUUAUUGUGUUAUUUUUAUUGAAUUAAGUAACAUUUAUGACAACCGUUUUCCAAAACACAAUAUACAAUGUGAGAUAUAAAAGGAUAAUGCAUAUAUUUGGAAUUUUAGUUUUUUACUGAAUGAAACACCCAAAAUGUACAUGAAAAUAAAGAAAGUGGGAUUGACAAUAUUAACUAUGAACAAUAAAACACUGAAUAUUAAGAACAUAUGAACGUUGCUCCUCUUUUACUUCUCAGACCACAUAAAAAUGUGUUUAUUAUUUUUUUAAUGAUUUAAGUAACGUUUAUAACAACCUUUUUCCAAAACACAAUAUAGAAUGUGAGAUAAAACAGCAUACAUUUAUCAUUUGUUUUCAAAACACUUACAAAAAAGUGGGACCCCAAAAAUUUUACUGUGGGACCCCAUUUUUAUGACUUCAUGGGGUCCCCGGGACCCCAUUAGGGAAAUUCGUAGCGCCAACACUGACCACAAAAAAAUUGAAUAAAAUUUUAGUUUUUUACUGAAUAGGAAAUGUACAUGAAAAUAAAGAAAGUGGGAUUUACAAUAUUAACUAUGAACAAUAAAACACUGAAUAUUAACAACAUAUGAACGUUGCUCCUCUUUUACUUCUCAGACCACAUAAAAAUGUGUUUCCUUUUGUAUUAUUUUUUUUUUUAUGAAUUAAGUAACGUUUAUGACAACCUUAUGUGAGAUAUAACAGGAUAAUGCAUACAUUUAUCAUUUGUUUUCAAAACGCUUACAAAAAAUGGGACCCCAAAAAUUUACUGUGGGACCCCAUUUUUAUGACUUGAUGGGGUCCCCGGGACCCCAUUUGGAAAAUUCCAAGCGCCAACACUGUCCUCAAAAAAACAGAAAGAAAUCUUUACAGUUUUUUACUGAAUGAAACACCCAAAAUGUACAUGAAAACAAAGAAGUGAGAUUGACAAUAUUAACUAUGAACAAUAAAACACUGAAUAUUAACAACAUAUGAACGUUGCUCCUCUUUUACUUCUCAGACCACAUCUUUUACAAUCGAGCAAAACAACAAAAAUGUAACAGACAGUUUUACCAGAUUGCCCAUGAAAUGUAUCAUUUGUUUUCAAAACAGUUACAAAAAAGUGGGACCCCAAAAAUGUACUGUGGGACCCCAUUUUUAUGACUUAAUGGGGUACCCCAUUUAUAAAAUUGCUAGCGCCAACACUGAUGGAGUAUUGGUGCAUGCAAAACAGCAGCAGGCGGCUGUGGCUUGUGGGCCGCUUCUAAUACUAAUCAAAUAUCAUCCCGGGGGCCACAGAUAACUAAACGGGCCUUGACUUUGACACCCCUGAUUUACCCAAACCAUCCCGUUGCUGUAUUUGCCACUAGAACACAAUCUUUUGUAAUUUGCUUUAAAAAAAAAAAAAAAAAAGGGCAAACCAAUAGCACUUUAAACCUGAGUCCUAAUGACCAAUAAUGUAAUACAGCUUUUAUUUCUUUUGACUCACUGAACAUUGAACCUCCACAAUGUGACAAGAAAUAUUCAGACUCCGGUUAAAAGAAUGGUAAGCAGUGACAACCAUGUCGGCUCCUUAACUCAUUUGCACAUGAGACAUACUGAAGUGUGUGAACUUGACGUGUAAAUAAAAUAUUGUGUAUUGUUUGUGAAUAUGUGACAUGUAGAUUUGUACAUUUUGUUUGACUACUGCAUGAAAUAAAGACA